Molecule: messenger RNA, 375 nt
Organism: Loa loa (African eye worm)
Lineage: Eukaryota; Metazoa; Nematoda; Chromadorea; Rhabditida; Onchocercidae
Exons: 2
Coding region: 1-375 (124 amino acids)
Source: RefSeq, a predicted model, not a curated record
AUGAAGAUGACUCAUCAGGAACAAUCAGUUAAGGAUUACUAUUCCUUCGGAUGCAGAAGAGAGGAAGGAAGAGAGAAAACUCGAAGUGCAACAAAAGAAGAAGAUACUGAAAAUGAUGCAAGAAAUUUCGGACUGCGUAAUCAAGUCGAUAUAAACGAAUUAGAAUGGGAACCUCUACGGAUGAGCGGUAUCCUGAAAACAAACUUCUUUUUACCCCAUCUUAAUCUAUUUGUCACCUUGUUAAUCCUUGGAUAUUUGGUCAAGCACCUUCUUUGGAUAAAUCACUUAUCAUUAACAAAUGCUUCCUUAGUGAUCUUAAGAAGGAUUAAUUUCGAAGUAGCUUGUCGGGGAAGAAAUGGUAGAACUGAAGCAUAA